AAGUGCGCGGUAUACGUUUUUUUAGAGCGCUCAAAAAUGUGGGGGCUCCGAAAACGAGGAGAGUGACGUACGCAAUGUGUUAAUCGACCGCGUUCCACGAGUAGAGAGAGAUAUCUGAAUGAUAUGUUCGACGAUUCGUGUUUUCCUCCGUGCGAAAGAGGGGCGGGGCCACGCGGUCGAUAGAAUUGUAAAUAUUAUAGUUUUCGAAAGUCACGGUCGAAGGAAUAUAAAUAUCGGUAAUGUUUUUGUUUCGAUUCAGUUGCGACGAAAUUCGGAGAGUGGAAAGAGCGGUCGGAGCGCGAGCGCGGCAUACGUCGUAUACGGGUCACGGUUACAGCUGCGUAAUUCACGUGUGGAGUGGAAGAACGAGAUCACCGGAUACGGGACAAAAGCGUGGAGAGUAGUGAGAAAACAUUAAAAAAGUUCUAAGCUAGUAGUAGAGACGCGUCGUACAAAUUGCCUCUGGUUGAAUUCCCUUUUCUUCCCUUUCUUCCCUUCUCCGCCCACCUCCUGACGAACUCUCAGUCAACUCGUUUCCUUGAGAAAGCAAAACUGGGAUACCCGGUUGUGAGCUUUCUGCAAGCUUGACGCUCUCUCGAGUCACGAUCCUUUGGAUUGGUCGAGGGAGGGAUUUGCUUUAGCCGACAUCGGUGCAAAGUAUAGGGAGACGAUCGAGUAUCGGCAAAUAUUUGACGCCAUCAGGAAAUCGUGUGUGUUUGUGCGCGCGCGUGUGUAUAUGUGCAUGUGUGUGUAUUUGUAGAGAACCUUUCUUUUCUUUCUCUUUUCGCGUUUGAUUUUUCGGUCACGUUCACACGCGUGUAAACCGUGUAAUUCUUGAAUCAACGAAAUUCGGAAUAAUAGUUAUGAGCUCGUCUACGAAUCGAACCAAAUUCCAAAAGAUUUAUUUUCGCGUCUCGAAAAAACGAGUCCAAAUUCUCGAGAGCUUAGAAUUUUAGAUCGGUUUUGCGCGACACCGAGUUUUAACUCCGUAAUAAAGCGUAAUAAAGCAUCCGGACCGGAAUAUUCGAUCAAUGCCAAGAAUGUUGUAACGCGAGGAGCGAGAUUCGUUUCGCGGCGAGAGCCAAUUUCAGCAUUAAUUACACGGAAAUGCGAUUUCAUCGACGAUUCUCGUGCGGAGAGAACUCUCUCCGGUCCGGAAUAAUUACGCGCUAUUACGCCAGUUCGAUUUUGCAUCGUCCACCAUGAACGUUAUUACCGUUUAACAAGUAUGAACAUCGAUUAAUAUCGCACGAGGAAAGUUGUGCUCGAACAGUUUCACCGUGUGUGCCACUCCAUAGAAGGGGUCUCGAAGGGAUAAUGACAGAGCCACCGCAAAGUAAUUUCACGGUGGAAAGAUUUAGAGGCAUUAGCCGCCGAGAGCCUAUCGCGGCGACGACGAUACACGGAAAAUAAGACAACAGUGCGAUCUUCGAUGAACCGACGAACGCCUCUCGGUUCCCUGUCUUCUCUUUGUUCUCUUCCUACGGAAGAAACAACAGUCUGCACAGGUUUUACGGCGACUUAACGCCACCGCUUCGACGUUCAACUUCGAAAUCGAGCCGCACCCCUUCAGCUUCUUUAUCGAAACUUCUCCUGGAUACGACGACUCUUCACGACGCGUCUCACUUAUUCCCAUCUUAUCGUUUCCACCGUAUCUUGAAGCUCCGCUUUCUGAGGUGACGUUGAAAUACAGUCUGGGAACGGAACACCUGUUUUCCCUUUUGCCAUUCUUCUCUUUUCUUUGCAACAACGAGCUUAAUCCGGUGGAAUCCCUAUGGAAAUUUCUAAAUGGAAAUUAAUAAGUGUGGAUUUGGCGGACGAAAAUCGAGAAUCCUGAAAUCUGUUUCUACCUCCUCGAAUCCCAUCGAGACGAUUCUUAAUAUUCGUCGAGUGUCGAGGAUUUGUUGAAAGGAGAAAAAGGGACCGCUUAUUAAUAUUGAUGAGAUUUGGUUUUUGUUAAAACGGCCAAUUAUUCAUUCGGAAUGGUAAAAUCGUUAAUCGAUGUGGCCGAAAAUGUGAAAGCAACCGAUAAGCAGAGAUUCCAAGCUAGAUUCUCUGGAUCAAAGGGACCCUCUCUCCUUUUGAUUAUGCAUGAGGUAUUUUUAAAUUUAUUUUGCGCAAUUUAUGAUAUAUUUGGCAAGUGUCGUCGGAUAUUUUAAUCCGAGGAUUAAAGAUCUAUGGAAGAAUAAUCGAGCGGGGAGGAUUCCAAUAGAAAUUUUCGAAAUAUUUCAAUAAACAAAAACUCGACGUACACAGAUAUUGCACAAGAGUUUAAUAUAUUUUUACGAGAAGGAAAAAGAAAGUUCAUCAACAUUACUUUUCGUUCGUAAGAACAAUUUUGAAAGAACGAAUAGAAUUGAAAAAUAACUUUCGAUAAACGUUUGACUUUUCGAAUUUUCCGAAUUAUUACGACGAAACCAUUAACCAUUGGAACAAAAUUAUGAUCUUAUCGAGAUUCGAUACAUCUCGUCUUAAUUGUAAUCUAUCAUAAUUACGAGAGACGACACGAGAUCGAAAAGCGAUCUCAUUUAUUACUCGCUUCUGAAUAUCGACGAAAGGAAUCCUCGACUUAUGACAGAUUAACUUACGUUUCAACGAUGAUAAGAAAACGAGCGUGUCGGAACACGGAUCGUAAUUAGUCACUGGAUGGUUGUUUAAAAGAAAAAUGUCGCGCAACUACGCAAAAACGUAGACUUAUUCGCCGUAUCUCGAGCAUGUAAUUUCAAGUUAAUGAAUUUAAUUGGCUUGGACCAGAUCCAAACUGGAAACCGGCUAAAUAUUAUGAUUGACCGUGCAACCUGUUAUUAUACGAAUUUUUUUUAUAUUUUUUUUCUCCGAUUUGUGAAAACUCGUGUUGAGUGCUCGUUCGAAACUCCCUCACUUAUCGUUAAAUCAUUUAAAAUCAUUACUCGGUCGGAAAUGUUUGUUGCCGCUUAUCAAUCUCCCGGAUUUCGAUAUGAAUUAUUUAAUACCGGAUAUCUCGAUGGCGACAACUUGCCGAUUCACGAAACGUAAUUUACGUGUGGAGAUAUCCAACCGAGAAUUCGCCAAUCAUUCGCUGGAGGAAUUUCCAAGUGUCUCAAUUUCCUCUAAUAAUUACCGAUAUCAUAAUCUGUCUGAUUUUCUGGGAGAAGAAAAAAAAAAAAGAAAAAUAAAAAUCGACCGGUCUUGGAAAUAUUACUCGAAGUUGAGUCGAGACUAUUAUAUCCGCCUAUUUCUCUCUAUCACGAGCGAAAACGUUAAACGUUUCUCUUCCCGAUAUGGGGAUCCCAUAUUCCAUGUUUUAUGUGUCCCCGUAUGUGGCGUGAGAGAUUGCGACCGCAGACCACUGCAUUAACUAAAGUGCACCUUCGAAGAAGAUGAAGUCCACGACUGAGGAAAUAUCGAUGCAUCGAAUUAACGCGAGAUAAGUCGCAUUUUCUUAUCCAUCGAUACUCUUUUCUCCCUCUCUCCCUCUCUCUUUUUUUAACCCUUUUCGUUCGAUGCCAACAGCCUGCCACGAUCUCGAGAGAGAAUCGAGCUAUUAAUCCACCUCGGUUCAAGGAUGAGCCGGUUGCAACAGGGAGCAGAGCAGGGUAGAGCAGGGCCAGGUGCCGAUUGUGCAAUCUCUCCGAUUGCAUCCGUUGGUGCGGUCGAGCUUUUUUCUUUUCGGCACGAGUUGAAGAGAAACGACGGGUUGCGUAAGUUGUAAACGCGUUUGGCAGCGCGUUUGUUGCUCGUUCGAGGAGAGAAACGGGACACGAAGCGACGAAAAUAAAAUAACUACCUCGCCACCUCGGAUGAGGUUCUAAGGUGUUCAAUGUUUCCACGAGAUAAUUCAACAUCCACGCCGUUCGCGUUCGCCCGAUAACAUCUAUCAUCGUGGAUUAGAUACACGUUGCUCACUUGCUCGAGUGAUGCAAGAGGCCAACCAGCGAAACUCUAGCUGGUCGUCGAGAGAAGGGAAGAGAAGAGAAUAUUAGAAGAGGCUGAGACGAUUUUCGAGCAUUUUGCAUCGAGGACUCAACCGGGAUAAUUCAGCAACAGACCGCCAUGAUAUGACACUGGAUUGAGAGGAAGAGCGUGCAACCGACGACCAACCACCAUGAGGAAGUUACUGCAGUUUUUGGCGGUGAUAUUGUUGGGUGUCAAUGCCAGGCGGACGGACGCUGACGCCCCUGUCGACGACGUUUACGGUGGUCAGCGUCGUGGCUCCCUUCACAAGUCUAAUUACAACAACAACAAUGGGAACAACAAUUACAAUUCUCAGUUGAACUCACCCUAUCUCCCGUACCAGCAACCCAGGGAAAGAAAGCCGAAUAUAGUGCUGAUUCUGACGGACGAUCAGGAUGUCGAACUCGGUUCGCUGAACUUCAUGCCACGGACCCUAAGGCGAAUAAGGGACGAGGGGGCCGAGCUAAGACACGCAUACGUGACCACUCCUAUGUGUUGUCCAAGCAGGAGCUCGUUGCUGACCGGCCGUUACGUUCACAAUCACGAGGUCUUUACGAACAACGACAACUGCAGCAGCCCCCAGUGGCAACGAGAUCACGAGCCGCACUCGUUCGCCGCUUACCUGAGCAACGCUGGAUAUCGUACCGGUUACUUCGGCAAGUAUCUGAACAAGUACAACGGAUCGUACAUACCGCCCGGAUGGCGGGAAUGGGGAGGUCUCAUAAUGAAUUCACGGUACUACAACUACAGCGUGAACAUGAACGGGAAGAAGAUAAAGCACGGGUUCGAGUACAGCAAGGACUAUUACCCGGACCUGAUAGCGAACGACAGCGUGACUUUUCUACGCCAAAGUAAACACAAUUUCGCACGGAAGCCGGUGAUGCUGGUCGCGAGCUUCCCGGCGCCCCACGGCCCGGAGGAUUCGGCACCCCAAUUCUCACACCUCUUCUUCAACGUCACCACUCACCACACCCCGGCCUACGACUACGCGCCGAAUCCCGACAAGCAAUGGAUACUGCAGGUCACGCAGAAAAUGCAACCCAUUCACAAACAGUUCACGGAUCUCCUGAUGACCAAGAGGCUUCAGACGUUGCAAAGCGUGGACGAUGCCGUGGACAGGAUUUACCAAGAGUUGAAAGAUCUGGGCGAGUUGGACAACACGUACAUCAUCUACACGUCCGAUCACGGCUACCAUCUCGGCCAGUUUGGCCUGAUCAAAGGGAAGAGUUUCCCUUUCGAGUUCGACGUGAGAGUGCCGUUCUUGAUAAGGGGGCCUGGCAUCGAACCCGGCACCAUAGUAGACGACAUAGUUUUGAACAUCGACUUGGCGCCGACGUUUCUGGACAUAGCCGGCGUCGAGACGCCCCCGCAGAUGGACGGUCGUUCCUUUAAGAAACUUUUUCAGAACAAACACGGGAGAAGAUCGAAGUUCAAGUGGCCGGAUACAUUCCUGAUCGAAUCUUCCGGGCGUCGAGAAACACCGGAAUCGAUCGCGGAAUCGAAAGCGAGGGAAGCGAGGAAACAGAAUCAAACGGCGUUGGUUAAGCAGCAUUCGAACGCGACGCCGGAAGAGGAGGAGGACAACACGGCCGAUCCGGAUACGGAGCACGAAUCGGAGCAUCGAUUCUUCGAGAACGACACGGGAAGCGAUCAAGAUAUAUCGGAGGACGAGGAUUUCGAAGACUCGAUCAUCGACGAAUCGAAUUCCGAUCCGCAUCUGGACAACAGGGUCCAUCCUGUUCACUCGACCUUCUCCACCAAGCACGAACGAUUGGCCAUCGAGUGUUCGAGGCCGGAAGUCCAGACGAAUUGUAUCCCGGGACAGAAAUGGCGUUGCGAGAGGGAUGGGCACAGGUGGAGGAGGCACAAGUGCAAAUACGCGGCGCCUCCUCCGAGGAUGUCGAAGAAAUGCGCCUGUUUCACGCCGAACGGUGUCGUUUAUACAAGAUUGGAGUCGAACGAUUACGAUUACGUGCAUCGUUACCCCGGCUUUGGCAGGGAUAGAAGACCGACCGAUGUUUACGCGGAUGUAGCCAGAUACUUUGCUAGACGAGGCAAACGAGACGUGUCGGGAGCAGGGAGCGAAGAUUCCGGCCAAGAUACAGACGAGAACGAUGAUGAAUAUAAUGACGGUGAGCGGGAUCGGCGAGCUAUCGACGAGGAGGACGACGAGGAUUUCUUCCAGGAAUUGGACAGUCUCGCGGACGAUGUGAGAAAGGAAUACGUAAACUUGAUCUUUAGGGAUAGAUUCGAUAACCAGACAUCGGAGGAUGAGAAACUCGAGUUCGAUAAUUUGAAUGAAUCGGAAUACUCGAUCGACGACUUCGAUCCUAGCUUGGAUAAAGUGGUGAAAGGUCGGUUGAACGUCGAGGACGUGGUGAGAAGACACAGGAGGAUACGAAGGAGCGUCACGAAGAAGGACACCGUUGAACACGUGACCAAGAUAAUGGAGAGCAUCGAGGAGGAAUUGGACGAUUUAAAGGCGACCCAAGAACGCCAAUCGGAACCAAGAAGAGCCGGAUUUCCACCGAAAUGUUCAGUCCUUCCGCAAGGAGGAGUAAAUUGUUCCGAAACCGUGUACCAGGAUCCGAACGAAUGGAGAAACUCGAGGCGAGAGAUCGAACAGCAGAUCAGAGAAAUGAGGAUGCAGUUGGAGACGUUAAAAGAUAUUCGUCGUCACUUGAUGACCAAGCGACCUCACGUUAUGAAAGAUCCGGAGGAUGGAUUGAAAAGCACGGAAGAGGCACAUAAACCGCAUCAUCAUCCUUCCAAAAACCACGUGAACCGACAUCACAAAAAACACGAGCACGCCAAUACGAUUAAUCCUGGCGUAACGACCGUUCGUUCAACGACAGUGAAACACGUUGAUCAAGCGACGGAAGAAAGGAUUGCGUCCACGGAGAAUAAAUCUAUAUUUAACGUUACAGCCACGGAAAGUAGCGACGCCGAUACGAUCACCACGAGCGAGCCAACUUCCACCGCUUCGUUAUCGUCGACUUUUAAGCCAAAGAAAACGUCUCGUCGUCAAAAGACAAAAGAGCCGGUAGUGGUUGGUAAUAGGACGGAAAUGGAGGACGAUAAGGUGCAGAGACGAAGGAAGAUCCACCAUCAUCGAAGGAACAAUACCCUUUUCACGAAUAGCGUGCACGACGAGGUGCCGAUUGUAAAUGUGAGCGAGACGAUCGAGACGACUGUGACCGCGCAAAGCACGUCCAGGUCUCAGUAUCAUCAUCAAACCAGGUACACGACGAUUCCCACGACGACGACGAGGGAAACCACCAUUCACAGGGAGACUGCCACCGGUAUAGGAGACGUCACGAAUGACUUUACCAAGGAAAAUACGGUGGGAACGAAUCCGCAAACGAUAUCAUCCACAGGGUCAGAGACGCCCGACAGAGAAACGACAGAGUCGCAAUCGACGACGCCGCCGUUCACCAGGACGACGACCGGUGUCGAAGGACGUUCCAGAACUACGUUCCCAUCGACGGCUGUGACCACGACCACUACGUCUGUGACCGUACCGGUUACAAUUUCUUCGAACAAGAGGUUUCCAAAGAUUCAGAAGAACAGGACCAACAAUCUCGGACCGUCCAGAAUCGACGUUACCAUUUUGGAGUCCCCGGAUAGGAGGAGCAGACAAGAAAUAAUAGAUAUAGCGAAUAAUAAUCGCCGGUUACCACCAAUGCUGAACAGUCCUUUGGAAGCACGUCACAAGUGUUACUGUGAGCCAGAUUCUUACUCGAAAAAAGACGAGAAAGAGAUCGCUCGGGAGGAAAGGAGAAGGUUGAAGGAGGAACGCUUGAAGAAGAAGGAGAGGAAGCUGAGGAAGAAAGCCAAACUGGAGAAGGAGUGUUUAACCGAAAAGAUGAACUGUUUCGAGCACGAUAACGAUCAUUGGCGCACAGCACCGUUGUGGAGUGCGGGCCCAUUCUGUUUCUGCAUGAAUGCCAACAAUAAUACGUACUCGUGCAUCCGCACCAUUAACGCGACACACAAUUUCCUUUACUGCGAGUUCACUACCGGUUUGGUCACUUAUUAUAACCUGAGGAUCGAUCCGUUCGAACAAUGGAACAGGGUUUCGUCUUUAACGUCUUUGGAACGUUCCUAUCUUCACGAUCAAUUGGAACAUUUAAAGGGGUGCAAAGGGACAAGGGAUUGCACGGUUGGGAACGCGAAGGAAGCACUGCCGCAGCAGCAGCACCAGAGAUUUAUCGCGAAAAGAAAAUUCGCCAAUACCUUCGAGGAUAUGUUCGUACCGUCGACGUUACAAAUUAUUCGCGAGAGCGAGCUUAGCAGUCCGCCGAAUAAGAGACGGAAAAAGUUGCAGAACGUUUGGAACAGACGAAGCAGAAGCUGGCAAACUAAUUUCAGGCAUCAUCAAGACACGAUGAAUUAUCGUCGGCACAGACAUCAGUACUGAUUAUCAUGAUUCGUUUGUUUCUUUUUGAACAAAUUGUCGAAGGAUGCGUGAAAGCAUUGCCUUAGAUGUAUAUUAAUUUCGCGAUGCAUUUAAUAAUGUAAUUUAUUUAGUGAUAUUUAAUCGAGGAAAGAUACGUGAUAUUUAAUUGAAAAUGUUCGGAUUCCAUUAAAAUUAGAAUCGCGCUUUAAAACGAUGUGUUUCGCGUUGCAGAAAGAAAUCAUCUAAAAAUGAAUCGGAUCGCAGAAACAUGUCGACUAUCUAACUAAAUAAAUGAUCUAAAUAGGUAGAUCGACUAUACCGUCUCGAAAAAACUUUUUUCUGCAAUGCUGGUACACUGUGUAUAUUUCUAAUGCUAUAUUUUUCACAAAAUUAAAUUGCGACUGAUCGGACGUGUUUCGCUUAUAUUAAAUGACGUACACGUAUGAUUAACAAUCGGAAACGAUCUAAACGAUCUUUUUUUUUACUUAAUAGCCGAUAUUUUUUAUAAUAAUUUAUUUACUACUACUACUACUAUUACUAUUAUUACUACUACUACUACUACUCGUCUCUUUAGGUCUUUUUGUAUACAAGAAAGCGAAUAACUCGAAUGAAACGAUACUUGCCUAACGAGAUUUAGAGUAAUUUUAAAAUCUUCGAUUGUCCGGAAUUAGCGACACGAUACUUCUUUGAGAAGUGAAUAAGCGAUAUCAAGUAGGUUUAUAAAGAAGAAAAGAAUUAUCUAAGGGGAGAGAAGGAUCCGAGAGUUCGUCCAUCGCGUCACAACGAGAAAAUUAAACUCGAGUUUGUGAGGUGAAACGAACUGAAACGCACAACGAAAGAACGGAACACAAUAGGAAAAUCGUCCUGCCAAAAAUUUGUUGUCUUUCUCUUGUAAAAUUUUCUAUAUAUCGAUAUACGUUUAUAAAACGUUUGUUCUAUCGAAGCUGCCAUUCAUUCGUUUCAUUUUUUCCCUAUUGCCUUCAUUGCAAAAUAACAUUGCAAAAUAUGAAUUGCGACUGCCACAAAGUAUCUUACAAUCAUUCUAGCCACACAUCAUUACUAGGAUGUUUGAGUAGGGACAGGAAAAAAAAAAAAAAAAAAUAAUAAUUCAAAACAUAAUCAAAAAGUACACAAUGUUAAGACUGUAUGAGUUAUAAUUAAAAAAAAAAAAAAAUACUUUUAGGAUUGUUUAUUUUGUGCAAUUUCCUGUCUUAUUAGAAACAAUAUGAAAACUUUUGUGAUUGCUACACCUAACCACAGUCUCUGUUAUAAUGAAAAAAAAAUUGAAUGCUGAUGGAUGUAUAUGUUACUAUAAAUAUAUACAAAAAAAAAAAAAAAAAAAAAGAAAAAAAAGAAAAGAAAAAAAGAAAAAAAAAUGAAAUUCAUUUACAUAUUUGCUUCAAUAAAUUUAGAAGUUUUUGACUAUAUUUGUUGUUUUUUAAUGAGAAUUAAUUAUAAUUAUCAUUGUAUAGUAUGAUUAGAUCUUCUCCAUUAGCAUUUUAUUUUUUUUUAUACAAGUAUAUGUCUGUGUUAUGUACUAGAUUCUCAGUUAGUGUUCUGAGAAUAUCUUCAAGAUUUUGAAGUUAAAGCAAUGUAUUUAAAUCAUGUGAAAUAAAUAAAUGAAAAAAUAGUGUCCAAA
Apis cerana (Asiatic honeybee) is the source of this 9971-nucleotide messenger RNA. It is a transcript of the gene Sulf1, whose product is annotated as Extracellular sulfatase Sulf1. Lineage: Eukaryota; Metazoa; Arthropoda; Insecta; Hymenoptera; Apidae. The record is from RefSeq and is a predicted model, not a curated record. Gene Ontology annotation, molecular function: glycosaminoglycan binding; N-acetylglucosamine-6-sulfatase activity.